Molecule: messenger RNA, 1531 nt
Organism: Sinocyclocheilus anshuiensis
Lineage: Eukaryota; Metazoa; Chordata; Actinopteri; Cypriniformes; Cyprinidae
Product: gastrula zinc finger protein XlCGF7.1-like
Exons: 2
Coding region: 19-1023 (334 amino acids)
Biological process (GO): regulation of gene expression
Cellular component (GO): nucleus
Source: RefSeq, a predicted model, not a curated record
CGGCUGAAGAAAGACCUGAUGGCGCUGAAAGAGGAGAGUCAAGAACUGAAUGAAAUUGAAGAGAAAGAUCAAAAUGAGAAACAUCAUGAUUUCAAAACUGAAGAAAAAACAAUUAGUUGCUCACGGACUAAAAAGACCUCCUCACGAGAAAAAACUCAAAAAACAACAAUAUGCCCUCAAUGUGGAAAAUGUUUGACACGUAAAAAAAACCUUAAGGCUCACAUGAGAAUUCACACAGGAGAGAGACCUUACACCUGCUCUCAGUGUGGAAAGAGUUUUACACUGAAAGGUCACCUUAAUGCCCACAUGAGAAGUCACACUGGAGAGAAACCUUAUACCUGCAAACUGUGUGGGAAGAGUUUCUCACUUAGUGGAGGUCUUAAGACUCACAUGAUAAUUCACAUUGAAAAGAAUCCAUUAGUAUGCUCUCAGUGUGGAAAGUGUUUUACACAGAAAAAAAACCUUAAUACCCACUUGAGAAUUCACACUGGAGAGAAACCUUACACCUGCCCUCAGUGUGGAAAGAGUUUCAGGCUCAAAGAUAAUCUUAGGACUCACAUAAGAAGUCACACUGGAGAGAAGCCAUUCACAUGUGAUCAGUGUGGAAAGAGUUUCAGAUAUAAAGAAAACCUUAAUAAUCACAUGAAGAUGCACUCAAGAGAGAACAGUUUUAAAUGUCAUCAGUGCGAAAGGAGUUUCACAGACAGGAAACAUCUUAAGAAUCAUGUUAAAAUUCACAUCGGAGAAAAGCCUAACAUGUGCCAUCACUGUGGAAAGAGUUGCUCAACUGAAGGAAGCCUCAAGGAUCACAUGAGAAUUCACACUGGAGAGAAACCUUUCACCUGCGAACAGUGUGGAAAGAGUUUCAGGGUUAAAGGAAACCUUCAGAUUCACAAGGUAGUUCACACUGGAGAGAAACCUUACAAGUGUCCUCGGUGUGAGAAGAGAUUCACAUUUCAAAGCAGCAUGAAACGCCAUUUGCAAACUCAUUCUCUAAAGAAAUCACCAUUUUCCCCAGAGUGACAAGGUUUAGGAAAAGGAGUAAUUUCUACAAUCAUCUGCACAAUCAUUUUGGAAGACAUUCAAGUGUAGUCAGUGUAAUAAAGCAUUGUGUGAAAUCAAGUCUAUGUUCACGGUGCAGCUGAAUGUGGGCUACAUCUGACUGUUACCUUCAUGACUACUUUUUUUUUUACUACUUUUAUUUGCAUAUUUCACCUCUUUAUGGUUCACCAUAAGGCUUUUUAUUUUAUAUUAAAAAAAGAUGGUCAGGUAUGGUCACAGGAGUUAAUAUGCACAAAAAUAGUUUUAAAUAUUGAGCGGUUGUGGUAGAUUCCCUCUAAUUUCAACUCAAUUCAGUGUGUUGAUUCCUCUGAAUCAAAAUAUUAGUCAAACUUCUACUUUACAGUGAAAUGUAACAAUGUAACUGGAAGCUUAAAAAUAAAUGGACAAACUGAACAAAAUGACUUGUUCCCAUUGAUUGUAGGUGUAUUUUAGCUCAUUAUGUUAUCAAUUUCAAUUGAAUGUUGUAACA